AUGAAGUGCCGUGUGCCGUCUCCCGCCGAGCGCUGGGUGCGGGUGUACCGCGCGGCCCACGCGUGCGGCCAGCCCGCCACUCGUAGAGAGCAUGACGCCUUCCGACUGGCCGCCAGGGACUUGCCUCCAGCUGUGACGCUUACUGGACUGGAGCCUGACACUAGAUGUCGUGUCUGGCUAGAAUUGUUCCUGACUAACGGAAAAGUGAAGACAAGUAACGUGUUGGAAAUCACAACAAAAUCUCUGGACUCACCAGAGCCUAUUGACAAUGAGAUAGAAGCAGCAUCAUCAUCAAUCGCCAACAGCCGCGGCAGUCCUCGCGGGGACUAUUACGGAGCCCUAGUGGUAGUAGGGGUGGUGGCAGCCCUAGGAGCGCUGACGUCACUGCUGCUGCUACUAGUAGUCGUGAGGAGGCAUCGACCUCGCUCCGUGCCUAUUACACCUGUGCCAUCCGCUCCUCGCGAGUCCUCGCUGCCGCCAUACGACAAUCCUGCGUACAAACUAGAGUUACAACAGGAAACUAUGGAUCUCUGACAGUUAAGCUCCCGUGGGCACACCAACGGCCUCAACGGGAUAUCAGAGCGCGGUGUUGACGUCCCGAACGGACGAACAUACAACGAGAUGGGCGUAUAAGCCACUGCUUGUACACAUGUGACAGAGCUGUAGACCCUGGCUAUACAGGAGUAGCAGUGGGAACGACAGGUGGGAAAAUUCCCGAAAACAUGUGACAGAACGGUGCCAGUGAGUGUACGCUAGAACUCAGAACAGUGCUAUGUCGAUAUUUUGUUAGGCGUUUCUAGAUUAACUUUAGUAUUUUCUACACUUGUGAUGUGGCCUUUUCUUAACUUGAAAACCUUUCAGAUCUCUUUGUAGGGAAAAUGCGAAAUCUUAUUUAUGUGACUCUUCUAUUUUUAGUCUCAUUUCUUAUUUUUUACGUUAGUUGUAUCACAAAUACUCGAAACUACGAAUUUUUAACUUCUCGAUUUGAUAUUAUUUAAAAUUGAAGCAAAAUAAAAAUAAUUAUUUAAUAGUUCCUGUAAUUAAUACAAAUCAGUGAACUAUGAAAAACAAGAAAUGAGUGCCUUAAUUAAUGUAUAAUAAUUAAAAUAAAUAAUAUUUACCUACCUUGUUCUUUUGUAAAUAGUGUUAAUAUAGGUAGUUAAUUAUUUGUUUAAAAUGGUGGAUACAAAUAAUUUGUAAAAUAAUGUUUUUUACUGACACUGAACUGCCGCAAAUUAAUCUUUUGUAAUAUACAAUACAUUUUUUUAAAUCUU
Ostrinia nubilalis (European corn borer) is the source of this 1274-nucleotide messenger RNA. Its product is annotated as putative epidermal cell surface receptor. Lineage: Eukaryota; Metazoa; Arthropoda; Insecta; Lepidoptera; Crambidae. The record is from RefSeq and is a predicted model, not a curated record. Bases 1 to 534 code for a protein of 177 amino acids. The transcript has 6 exons.